GCAGGUUCCCGUAAGUAAGUCCUGGUAAUGGGGAAAGACCUGAUGAGUUUGUAUAUCUUCACGUUCAUCUGCUGGAGGAAGGGAACUCCUGAUCUCACACACACAAGUCAGAACUCCACAUCUGAGGUUUCUGAAGAAACCAAUGAAAGAGGCUGAGCAGAGGAAACAUCAAAAGAAAGGCUGAUAUGGAGGAGAACGAGAAAGCUGUUGAUUUGCAAAGGCGAGUGUUGUAAGAAAUGUGUUUUUCAGUUUGACGUCACCCAGCGCUCGACACAGCCAUGCGCAACUCAACGCUGUUGACUAUCCUGGCGGCUGUGCUGCUGUAUUUGGUGCUGGGAGCUCUGGUGUUCGGCUGGCUGGAGUCCUCCAGGGAGGAAUGGGCCCACCGGGAGCUGCUGACCUCCAGAAUGGCUUUUCUACAGAACCACAGCUGUGUUAAUCCAUACAUUUUGACGGAGUUCACCGAGAAAGUGGUAGAUGCCAUUGAGGCGGGCGUGGAUGUCAAAAGCUCAUCAAACUUCAGCAGCAGAUGGGUGUUUUCCAAUGCGUUCUUCUUCUGUGGUACCAUCAUUACAACUAUUGGUUUUGGAAACAUCUCGCCCAAGACUGAAGGUGGUCAGUUGUUCUGUAUAUUUUAUGCUCUGGUGGGGAUCCCCAUGUUUGGCAUUCUCUUAGCAGGGGUUGGAGAUCAUUUGGGCACCCUGCUGCGGAAAGCUGUCGCAAAGAUUGAGACUUAUUUCUGGUGACGCAAGGGUGUGAAGCCCACCAGCGUCCGCGUAAUCUCCGCUGUCUUCUCCAUCCUGAUUGGCUGUUUAAUCUUCAUCGCCGUGCCGACCAUGGUGUUUCAGGAAGUGGAGAGCUGGAGUCUGUUGGAAGCAGGAUAUUUUGUGGUCAUCACUCUGACAACGGUGGGCUUCGGGGACUAUGUGACAGAGAACAGAAGAGACGGCACGCCCCUGUAUAAACCAUUGGUGUGGUUGUGGAUAGUGUUUGGUAUGGCCUAUUUUGCAUCCAUCCUCACUAUGAUCGGAAACUGGUUACGAGUUUUGUCUAAGAAGACUCGUGCGGAGAUGGAGGAGCUGAGAGCUCAUGCCACAGACUGGACUCAGAAUAUUCAGAACAUGUCCAUGGACUUCCGCAUUCCCGUCCCACUCGAUCUCAACGACCCCUUUCAGCUCCAGCGCAGACGCAGACGGAAGCGCCGUCGCCAUCGCCGCCACCCGAGGGUGAACGUGACGGGAUUGGCCCACGGGAUCUCUCUAGAUGCCGCCGCUAUCCGAGAAAAUGGGCACCUGCUGGUUGUCUGGCCUGAAUCUGUGUAUACCCCAGCAUGUGAAGCGAUGUCCCAGUCCAGAUCAUGCUCGAGAUUAGACGCAAGAUAUGAAAUGAGACCAGGAUCCAGGCUGACGGAGGGACCCGGUUCGAGAUCCAUCUCACGGUUAGAACCGAAAACGCAAUCCAGACCCGGAUCCAGAGCCCUUUCCGGGUCUCCAUCAGAAUCAGGAUCGGAAUCGGCAUCAGGAUCCAUCUCUGGGUCUGAGACGCCGUCCGGAUCCUGGUCGGAAUCUUACUCAAACUCCCGGAACUCGGACGAGCUGGAAUCUGGAGACGAGGUCUCUCGGAGGUCAGCGGGUAGUGUGCUGGACGUCUCCGUUCUUAUGGUGUCCCCCCGUUCACCACCUCAACCCUCCCUGCUGGACUUCUUCGGUGAGAACUUGGCGUACAUCGAUGAGUCGUCAGACACUCUUAGUGACCGGGGGAAGCCAGCCGGACCAAAUCGCCCUCGUAAACCCAAGAGGAAGAGCAUUAGGAGACAAAUUCCCCGUUCGCAUCCCAUUGGACUUCUAAGAGAUGUCAGUUGUGAAAUACAGCCCCCGUCGCACUCUCCGACCCCUCCGCCUCAAACCUCACCCAAUACAUGAGAACUAACACUUAUGACCAUGACAUUAUUAUGCUGUAUUAUAAAAUACAUUCUGUCCGUGUAGCUCGGCUGGUUGUGUUAGCAACGCAAAGUCAUGGGUUCGCAUCCCAGGGAACAUGCACACUGAUCAAUUUAUGCCUAGAAUGCACUGUGAGUCACUUUGGAUAAAAGCGUCUGCCAAAUGCAAAAAUAUAAAAUUGACUAGCUGGGUUUUGGACAACUAGUCGACCCACAUGGCAGAUCCCUCAACCGCACUCCUCCAACCAGCUGUUUUAUUUGCUGGAGACAAGUCAAAUAUCCAAGUUGUCGUCUCAUUCCUGUCGUUGAAAGAAAUUCAAAGUUGUUCAUCAGAGUUAAAAGAUGCCGAACAUCUGUGAUAGAGUGUCCGGAACCCCAGUGGUUAGACAUAUUUACAUGAGCUGUUGGCUCACGGGAACCCCGUUGGAGUCCGAAGAAGCCAUCUCUUACCCUCAUGUCUGCCUCCACUGUACUAUGGAUGAAAGUAAAAAAAGAUGCCAAACAUCUAAGAUAUGUGUGUAAAUAUAGCCUUAUUGAAAUACAGAGAGUUAAGGAGAUUUCUAGAUUUGUCUAGAAAUGUGGGUGACUGUGUUUUUUUUUAGAUAUUUAGGCAAACUCGAGUUCACUGUAUGUGGUAUCAAGUCUUGAACCGGUGUAUUGUGCCAUUCACUCACAGAGGUUAAGUUAUUUUGCUAAGUGAUUUUUUUAUAUUGCCUUGCAUUUAUAUCCCCCUUUAUUUACUGCAUUAUGUAGUGUUUGUUGAGUAAAGAAAGUGCUUUAUGUAGUCAAACAUCCAGUUCUUUAUUAAUCCUUGCAUUUCAAACAGAGACAGUUGCUGCGUCCCAAUUCGCGUACUUGUGCACUAAAAGUAUGUACUCAGGGGUGGACUGACCUGUAGGACAUUCCGUCUAAGUCCAGUAUGGCCGUCCUACCAACGUGACCAGGGGUGGACUGACCAUCUGGAGUACCGGAACUUUUCCAGGUGGGUCGCUAACGUAUGGGGCCGGAAUGGACGCUUGGGCCGGACAGACGGAUGUAUUAUAAACGCGAAUGCACACAAUGCAAAGGCAUUAGCGAGUCGCAAUAACACGUCACACCAAACACCCCCCCCCCCAUCGACAGAAAUGAUGGAGGGCGGAUGUGGGCCGAAUAAUCCAGGCCCGAUUUUGCUACCCAGUCCGCCCGUGUAUGUAAAGUUUUUGUUAUGGAAAAGUUUAUACAUUUUAUUGCAAUUAGCAAUACUGUAUGCAUGCACUGGGUCUUACUAACAGGACACAGAAGUGACCGUUGGUGCCUAGACGACACAGUAAUCGUUAGGUGUCAAGAAUCUAUUAUAUUAAUAUAUAUUCUUUGCAUUUAUUAUUCAUUCAUUAUUUCAAAAGUUUACUGAAUACUUAAAUUUAUUGAUUCAGCGAAGCAUCUUUUCUUUAAUUUUAUGAAUGCAGUGGAGCGUCACUAAACUCUGCCCUCGCGCAGUAAGUUGUCCAUGGAUUAACACUUCGAAUUUUCACCGGAAACUGAGAAUACUCAUGUUAGAAUACUAUGAUUUGGGACAUAGUAAUUAUAUUUCCGAAUACUAUUUAGGACGGAUGGUAUGCGAAUUAGGACGCAGCAAGUGUGAAAAGUGAGAGGCACUUCUGUCACAAUAAAGUCUGGGGGAGUUUGAGGAUCCAAUGGAGUUACAAGGUUUAGUCACGAGUUCUUUGUAAUACAUUUAAUUGGUUAAAUAUUUGUAUUAUAUUCAGGCCCGGUACAAGGCUGGCUCGAAUGGGAGGGGCAAUCAUAUAUUCUGGUUGGGCAGAUAUAGUCGUAGGUCAUUGCAUGCGUUUUCUUCCUGCUGAUUCAAUUGACAGAUAAUUAUUUAAUAGAUCAUAAGUAUUUAUUAAGUAUUUAAUAAUUAUUAUUUUGUUUUAUUAUUAUUUCAUUCUCAGCUGGAUAUCUCCUCGUACUCGCCUUCAUGUGUAUGAAUUUAAUUAGACAAAAAAACAUUUCCCUCUACUGCAGAUCUA
This is a messenger RNA of Triplophysa dalaica, 3948 nucleotides long. It is a transcript of the gene kcnk4a, whose product is annotated as potassium channel, subfamily K, member 4a. Gene Ontology annotation, cellular component: membrane. Gene Ontology annotation, biological process: potassium ion transmembrane transport; stabilization of membrane potential. The record is from RefSeq and is a predicted model, not a curated record. NCBI's taxonomy places the organism in Eukaryota, Metazoa, Chordata, Actinopteri, Cypriniformes, Nemacheilidae. The transcript has 8 exons. Gene Ontology annotation, molecular function: potassium ion leak channel activity.